Messenger RNA from Humulus lupulus (European hop), 1703 nucleotides. RefSeq lists its product as uncharacterized. The record is from RefSeq and is a predicted model, not a curated record. NCBI's taxonomy places the organism in Eukaryota, Viridiplantae, Streptophyta, Magnoliopsida, Rosales, Cannabaceae. The transcript has 3 exons. Bases 206 to 1363 code for a protein of 385 amino acids.
UCUCUCUUAAAUUGUAAACGUUAAACAGGGGUAUUUCGGUCAAAAAUCAAAUAAGAAAACAAAACAGGAAAUAGCUAUGAAGCAUCAUAACAUAUGGACUCGCAUGGCUUUGUCCUAACUCAAGUGAGUAAGUGGCCACCUUUGUCUCAUAGAGUGUCGUCCGAUGUACCAUAACUAGUGUUGACAACCCAUUUCACCGAAGAGAAUGAAGAAUCCAAUAUGCUCUACUUCGAGCGACGACGACGAGUACGACUCGGCGGGUUUGGAGCCGUAUUGUUGGUGGAGAUCGGCGGAGAAGUUCAAAGACUGUACAAGGCUCAAGCUUUAUCUCCCCAACGUGGCGGGCCUCACACCGAGGCUAAGGGUGCUGAGAGAGCUUGAGAGAUUGGCUCUUGUUGCGCACGAAGGUCUCAAUGACCUCAGGCAGAAGCUGGUGACGUAUCGGUCCGGUGAUUUUUGGAUGCCAACCGGAGGUGUUCCCAAGGAAAAGACUGAUAUUCCUCCAGUUGUUACAAUUCUCUUGGUGGGAUUUUCUGGUUCUGGCAAGAGCUCUCUUGUCAACCUUAUGUACUGCGUUUUGGGCCGCUCAGGACUCGUUCCUUUUGCUCAAACUUCUUCUGGGAAUAGUCCUGAUUACACAAGUAUGUUUUUGGAGGAACAUAAUGUACUGAGGUCACUGCGAAGUGGGUUUUGCGUGUAUGACUCGAGAGGUUUUGACUAUGAGCAAAUGAGUGAGAAUAUAGAAGAGUUAUCAAGUUGGAUGAAUGAUGGGAUUCACCAUAAUCAGCUGUGUUUAAGAUCAGGAGAUCAUUUGUUACGAAAAGAUGAACUAGAAGUUCUUAUGUCGAGAUCGUCUUCAAAAUUUGAAAGGAGGAGAGUCAAUUGUGCCAUGGUGGUGGCUAACAUAGCAGAGAUCUAUAAGGCUUACAAAGCAGGGAAUUACAAGCCAAUGGAUGCCAUUAAAGAGCUCUACUCUUUACCUGCCUUUAAAAAAUGCAUUGAGAGCCCAAUACUGAUAUUGACACAUGGUGACAUGUUAUCAACUGAGGAAAGACUUGAAGGGAGGAUUAAAAUAAGUGAAUGGCUAAAUAUAUCAGAGACAAGUGGAGUGUAUGACAUUGUGUGCUUAACCGAGUAUGGAUUUAUUGCAGAAGAUUCAGACCCAGUUUCAGCUUAUGCAAUGACAGAAGCAAUUUAUAGAGCAUUGAUCAUAUCAGACAGAACUCAUUCGCCCAAGAGAAGUUUUCUGGACUGGGCCAUGAUCGUAUUGUCUUGGAUUAUGUGCUUCAUUGCAGCUUUCUUUGCUUUCCUGUCUGAGAUUUGCUCCAAACUCUCAAACAGCGGUGGAAAACUGAAGUUGUGAAGGUGAAUCGUUUAAUAGUCUAAGCUAGUUUAGGACUCCUGUGAAUUAUAAUGAGUACUACUAAUAUGACCAUUUAGAAUUAGGUAAGUAGGUGACUACUAAUGACUCAGAUGGCUAACUCUCAUGAAUUCUUAUUUUACUUAAUUUGAGGUACCAUUUAGUUUAGGAUCUAACGUUCUAGCUCAAAUUUAUGUGUAUUUGUUACCUGUUUCAGUAGGUUUUAACUUGUAAUCGAAGGAGUUACUCUGAUGAAAGUAAUUUAUUCAUCAGUAGUGUAUGGACUAUGUAGUUUAUUCUCUUGAUCUCAGUAGAUUUUAAAUAACCUCGUAUUGAUCUUGUA